GGUUGCGGCCAAGCUGCCUCUUUAAACCGGCUUUCCUCCCGAGAGCACGGAGAGGCAGAAGUGCGGUUUGUGGCCAAACCUGAAGGCUCCAAUUAGCCAGCUGACUGGCCCCCUCGGCUCAAGAGAGACAAACGUCUUAACAGAAACCCUUGCUCUCUGGGACUCGCUGCUGCGCUCGCGGUGCGGGUCCGUGUGCGCGCGUCCCGCGCCUUGGAGCAAAGCGAAUGAGGAGGAGCCACUGCCGGGAGGCGGGAACGACCUGCCACGGGUGAGCUGAUGGAGCAGCGUCUUCGGCGGCUGCGGCGGCGGCAGCAGCAGCAGCAGCAGCAGCAGCAGCUCUCGAACACACCUCAAUGAAAGCGGCGGUGGAAGCUGCUGAGCAGAAAGACGUAAGCAGGCUAACUAUAGCUGGCGGCAGCGAGAGGGGAUGUAACCUUUUCGGCUCAAGGCUGCGAGGUGCGUAACCCCGAGCGGACCCAAUGCCAGCGUUGCCACAGGUGAUUUGAUUUCCUGUGACGGUAGCUUAGUCAGCCAGGCGUAUUUCGUAACAUUUUUACUUUAAAGUCCUUUUGGACUAGGUGCCAUCUGGAGCAGGGGCAAGACCCCUAGUAAAAGUCGUACUGUUGAUAGACUGAUGACCAAAAUUUUAAAAGUGACUCCUCCUGUUACCCCUCUCCGCUCUGCAAGGGAGAUGGGAGCCAUGGCUUACCCCUUACUCUUCUGCUUCCUGCUCGUUCAUCUGGGAUUGGGAGUUGUUGGCGCUAGCCGCGACCCUCCAGGUCCGCCGGAUUCCCCUCGCGAGAGGACCCUGAGGGCGAAGCAGCACUCCCAACAGUCGGCUCGAGCCUCUGCCUCAGACCCCUCAGCUCCCUGGAGCCGCUCCACCGACGGCACCAUCUUGGCGCAGAAACUCGCCGAGGAGGUGCCCAUGGACGUGGCCUCUUACCUCUACACCGGGGACUCCCACCAGCUGAAGCGAGCCAACUGCUCCAGUCGCUACGAGUUGGCGGGCCUGCCGGGAAAGUCGCCUGCCCUAGACAGCUCCCAUCCCUCCUUGCACGGGGCGCUGGACACGCUGACACACGCCACCAACUUCCUCAACAUGAUGCUGCAGAGCAAUAAGUCGCGGGAGCAGAACUUGCAGGAUGACCUGGAGUGGUACCAGGCACUAGUGCGGAGCCUCCUGGAGGGUGAGCCCAGCAUCUCCCGAGCGGCCAUCACCUUCAGCACGGAGUCGCUGUCCGCACCGGCCCCGCAGGUCUUCCUCCAGGCCACACGCGAGGAGAGUCGCAUACUGCUCCAGGACCUGUCCUCCUCGGCACACCACCUGGCCAACGCGACGCUGGAGACCGAGUGGUUCCACGGCCUCCGGCGCAAGUGGAGGACCCACUUACACCGCCGCGGCUCCAAUCAGGGGCCCCGGGGCCUGGGCCAUAGCUGGCGGCGCAGGGACGGGCUUAGCAGGGACAAGAGCCAUGUCAAGUGGUCCCCGCCUUAUCUGGAGUGCGAGAAUGGGAGUUACAAGCCUGGGUGGCUGGUCACUCUCUCCGCUGCUUUCUACGGGUUGCAGCCUAACCUGGUCCCGGAAUUCAGGGGUGUCAUGAAAGUUGACAUAAAUCUUCAGAAAGUGGACAUUGACCAGUGUUCAAGUGAUGGCUGGUUUUCAGGAACUCACAAGUGUCAUCUUAACAAUUCAGAGUGCAUGCCAAUUAAAGGCCUAGGAUUCGUGCUUGGAGCCUAUCAGUGCAUUUGCAAAGCGGGAUUCUAUCAUCCUCGAGUCUUCUCAGUGAACAACUUUCAGAGAAGGGGUCCGGAUCACCAUUUUGCAGGAAGUGCAAAGGAUGUGUCAGAAGAAGCCCAUGUCUGCCUACCCUGCAGGGAGGGCUGUCCCUACUGUGCUGAUGACAGCCCCUGCUUUGUCCAGGAGGAUAAAUAUUUGCGACUUGCUAUCAUCUCCUUCCAAGCCCUGUGUAUGCUGCUCGACUUCGUUAGCAUGCUGGCGGUCUACCAUUUUCGCAAAGCAAAGAGCAUCAGGGCAUCGGGCCUUAUUCUGUUGGAAACAAUCCUUUUUGGGUCUCUGCUUCUAUACUUUCCGGUUGUUAUUUUGUACUUUGAGCCAAGCACGUUUCGCUGUGUUCUCCUAAGAUGGGUCCGUCUUCUUGGUUUUGCUACUGUUUAUGGAACUGUCACCCUCAAGCUUCACAGGGUUUUGAAGGUGUUUCUUUCACGAACAGCGCAACGGAUUCCAUACAUGACUGGGGGACGGGUCAUGAGAAUGCUGGCAGUAAUACUCCUGGUAGUAUUUUGGUUUCUUGUUGGCUGGACUUCAUCCGUUUGCCAGAAUUUGGAGAGGCAGAUUUCACUCAUUGGCCAAGGGCAAACAUCAGAUCACCUCAUCUUCAAUAUGUGCCUCGUUGAGCGCUGGGAUUACAUGACAGCAGUUGCUGAAUUUUUAUUCCUCCUGUGGGGCGUUUAUCUCUGCUAUGCAGUGCGGACCGUCCCAUCAGCAUUUCACGAGCCACGCUACAUGGCCGUUGCAGUCCACAAUGAGCUCAUUAUCUCCGCUAUAUUCCAUACAAUUAGAUUUGUUCUUGCCUCAAGACUUCAGUCUGAUUGGAUGUUGAUGCUGUAUUUUGCACAUACUCAUUUGACUGUGACAGUCACCAUUGGGUUGCUUUUGAUUCCAAAGUUUUCACAUUCAAGCAAUAACCCGCGUGAUGACAUUGCUACAGAAGCGUAUGAGGAUGAGCUGGACAUGGGCCGGUCUGGGUCCUACCUGAACAGCAGUAUCAAUUCAGCCUGGAGUGAGCACAGCCUGGAUCCAGAGGACAUUCGGGACGAGCUGAAGAAACUCUAUGCGCAGUUGGAAAUCUAUAAAAGGAAGAAGAUGAUCACAAAUAACCCCCACCUCCAGAAAAAGCGGUGCUCCAAGAAGGGCUUAGGCCGUUCAAUCAUGAGGCGCAUCACUGAGAUCCCGGAGACGGUCAGCAGGCAGUGUUCCAAAGAGGACAAGGAUGCUGUGGACCACAGCACGGCCAAGAGCACAGCCCUGGGCAGGAAGAACCCACAGGAGUCUUCGGGUAACACUGGGAAGCCCAAGGAGGAGUCCCUGAAAAACCGAGUCUUCUCCUUAAAGAAAUCCCACAGUACAUAUGACCACGUGCGGGAGCAGCCGGAGGUGUCCACGAGCUUGCCAACCGAGAGCCAAGAAGAGGAGGCGACAGAAAACUCCACGCUGGAGUCUCUGCCGGGGAAAAAACCAACACAGACACUGAGAGAAAACAGCGAGGCUGUGUCCACAGAGUCUGUGCCUUUGGUGUGUAAGUCGGCAAGUGCCCACAACCUCAGCUCGGAGAAGAAGCCGGGGCACCCACGAACAUCCAUGCUACAGAAGUCCCUCAGUGUCAUAGCAAGUGCCAAGGAGAAGACUCUCGGAUUAGCUGGGAAAACCCAAACAUCAGGCGUGGAGGAACGGGCUAAGUCCCAGAAGCCAAGAGAGAAAGAGACAAACAGAAAAUACUCAAAUUCAGAUAAUGCAGAGACUAAAGAUCCUGCCCCCACCAACUCCAGUCAUUCAGAGGAGCCGAGAAAACCUCAGAAAUCUGGGAUUAUGAAGCAACAAAGGGCCAACCCCUCCACUGCCAAUUCUGAGCUGAGCCCAGGCACUACCCAGAGGAAGGACGACUUUGACAUAGGGGAGGUGUGCCCUUGGGAGAUUUACGACCUGACCCCUGGUCCUGUGCCUUCAGAUUCAAAAGUUCAAAAGCACGUAUCUAUUGCAGCUUCUGAAAUGGAGAAAAACCCAACUUUUUCCUUAAAGGAGAAAUCUCAUCCCAAGCCUAAGGCAGCUGAACUGUGUCAGCCAUCCAAUCAGAAGAGCCUAGACAAGGCUGAGGUGUGCCCUUGGGAGAGCCAAGGUCAGUACCUUUUUGAAGAUGAGAAGUAUUUGAUUCCCAAGACUCAGGUUCCCCCGGGAAGAGCGAAAGAUGAGAACAGGGGCCAGCGUCACGCAGCCAAUGUGUGUGCUGGGUGGUCUGAAGAGCUUCCUCCCAAAGUUGUAGCAUCUAAAGUGAAGAAUGAAAGUCUCAGCCAAAUAGGAGACCAGGAGAAAAAGACAUCUCCCUCUGAGCGAAACGUGCCUGACUCCUAUAACCCAAGUAACAACUUCCAGCAACCUUUAACGUCACGAGCUGAGGUGUGCCCUUGGGAGUUUGAGACCCCAGAUCAACCAAAUGCUGAAAGAAGUGUAGCUUUCCCGGCCUCUUCUGCUUUAAGUGCAAAUAAGAUAGUGGGGCCCCGGAAAUAAGAGAUCUGGGAUACUUUUAAAGUGUAGCAUGCCCAGAAAGAAAAGGAGAAGGAAGAAGUGGUGGAUUCAGUGUUAAGACAGAAGAUAUGAGGAUCAGAAGUUCCCAAGGAGUAUUGAUCAGUUGAGGGAAAUGGAAAGGCAGGGGUGGAGGGAGACCUCAGGCCAGAGCGCUGUCAGAAUGGAGAAGUGAGACUGGCCAAGGAAGCCUUUCCCCAGGCCAUCCUAGGAAAAUCUUUACCCUUGAGCAUGUUUUGGGAAAGUACCCCUCAAUGUCUGCCCCUGAUCAAUACUUACUCUUGGGACUUUGAAGAUCCCAAGCAAGGCAAACCAGAAGACACAGAGAGGUCUAAGAUUUUGCAAAGAAGAAGAUAUCAACGUAUAUGACCGAAAUUCUAAGUAGUCGACUAAAAAGAACUUAUUUACCUAUUUAACCUUGAUAUCACUGCUAACUUAAUGCAUCCAAAAAUAUCUUUUAUAUUAAUGAUUGCUCUCAUUUUCUUAUAAAUGUAUGUUUCAGUACCUUGUUGUGUCUCAUAUUCAAGCAUUCCAGAUUGUAUAAUUUUUGCAAAUAACUUUGAUAUUAUGUGACACAACACAUUUAUGCAAUCUGCAGCUACUCAAUUGUUAUUGCAACUUACAGAAUACCUGCUGUCUGUCGACUGUAGUUGAUCCUUGAAGUACAGUAAGCUUUCUCUGGCUCAGGAAGCCAUCACUGUUAUGAUAAAAACCUUUCAGUUUGGGCUGUGGUUGAUAUAUUGUGACUUUAAAUUUGACUCUAUUAUUUCACAUCAUGGUUUGUUACACUGUCUCAAUCAAGGUUUUUUUAUACAAAUUGAGUUUCCUGUUUUGCACUUCCUGUUAGGACUCAGAGGCUUUAUUAGGACUGGAGAUCAAGUGGUCCUACUUAGUCAUAUAUCUCAAUAAGUUAAGGACAACUUAUCUAUUGUUUGUUCAGAGUCAGACGUCGAUAACGCCUUCAUUCCAAUUAAUUGUCCCUUUUAAUUCUUUCAGUAUUUCAUACUUAGCAGCAUUUCAUAAGAAAGGAAGAAGCUGAAAGAGUGAGAAAAAUAUACUGUGCAUUAUUAUUACCUUUGGAAAGGGAAGACUCCAGGAAUAACACGAGAAUUACAGUACUGCAGAGCCAGGUAGUUUGCCUUUGAAACAAAAACAGAAAGGAAGCUCCUGUUAGCACUUUCAAGGGGAUUAUAUUUUUAAAGAGAAAAAUUAUUAUUAUAGCAUCAAGAUCACUGUAUGGAUGUAUUUUUAUUAUGCAUACUGAAUAUAUACUAUUUUAAAUUACCUUAAACUACUUAUUCUCAUAAACUCUUAUUCUUUGCUUCAGGCAGGGGUAGAACUUGCUGGGCUCAAAUCCCAAAGAGGUUUAUAACCUGAUUUACUCAAAGCCUAUAACAUGGUCCAUUUUUCCAACACCAGAAAACUUACAAGUCCUGCAGAUGGCCUUUGUGAGCCACCUAGCUCACAAUUUCAAAUGUAUGGUUUAUUUGCAAAAUGAAACAGCCCCCCAAAAUGUAUUUUAAAAAAUAUAUUGUAUUCCACACUGAUCACCUGGCAUGGGAAUCCUAAGCUGCUGAUUCACUCCUACUGAUGGGAGCAUGCAAAGAGAUUCCAUUCCAAAGCUGAGUCUCAUUUUAUUUUAAGAUGAAUCUCUUAAAAAUAGAACGCAGACUUCCCUUUCUCUCAUGCUAAACACUGAAGUAUCAACAGCUUGUUUGGCCAGGGCAUCCACAGCCUAAGGCACUGUUUUUCGUUUCUUGAGCAGCAAGGAGAACGUGCUGGGAGGAGAAAAAAAUGAGAAGAGGGAUCAGAAGGUGGAUACAGGGCUGUUCUUAGGGAAUAUUACUCUCAGUGGAAGAUGAAAACCAGAAAUUCUCCUUAAUCGUCAUCAGAAUUUUCUCAAUGAUUUGGAAUCAGGAGUAAACACGCAUUGCACCAUUUUGCAAAGCUGUGCAUAAAUCUUCCUCACCCGUUUGCUUGCUUCGUGCAUUACUCAGGAUGGUGGGGCAGGUUUGGAGAGAUACAGACCCCCUAUUUGUUUGUGUUUUCUUCACUUACUUCCUCUCCCCUUCCUUUUCAAUCAAAGCCUAUCUACUUGGUGACCUUGGAACACAACUUUCAGGCAUGGAGUUGUGAAUUUGGUUUGGAGUGUCCAGACCCACCUACUUGUUUCAUUUCUGUCCGAGAUCUGUUAGCACUUUAUUGACUUUUUGAGAAAUAAGCAGUCAGGCAUCGAUGAGUUUUGUAUUGCACUUUAGGAUGACCCUGUUUGAGACGAGGCCUAAAGAAGGCUGGUCAGAUUAUGCCUAAGUCCAGUCCCUAGAGUUUCCUCCACCAGCAUAAAUCAGUGAAAGCACCUAGGGUCUUUCCUGGAGUUCAUUGCCAUUACUUAUCACCAAGACAAGUGUAAAUCUACAGUCCUUGAGGUUAUUUUCCCAGAUUGAUAACCAUAAGAAAGUGAAGAAACAUGUUAGUUCACAAACAUUUGCUAGGUUGUCCUUCUCACUGCAUGUGCGGCUGUAUCCUGUCCUCGUUUUUAACCCAGGGUUUAUAAAUAAGUAGAUUUAUACCAAUCUUAAUAGAACUGUAUAUUUUAUGCAAGAAUUAAAUGCUUUACGACAUGAAUUAUAACCCAACCCAUUGUAAACUUUGGUGGCAACAUGGAUUUGAAACUCGACAGUUCUCUUGUGUUUGCUUCCUAGGUUUCUGCAUGCGAGUGAUGACAGGUAGGACUGAACAAACACUGCCUUUUGACUUCUAGCCCUUAGCGACCGAGAGUUGUAGAGUCAAUAAAGCUAUCAGUCUCCUCACGCAAUCUGUGGUUCUUCUGAAACUAUUAUCUGAAACCUACAGCAUCCCACCAUAAAAUAUUUGGUAAAUUUAUGUUGUGACGUGUUGCAGCAUGUAAAUACUUAUAACUUCUCUGCAAUAAAAUAUAUUUAUAUGAAAG
This is a messenger RNA of Camelus dromedarius (Arabian camel), 7271 nucleotides long. It is a transcript of the gene GPR158, whose product is annotated as G protein-coupled receptor 158. NCBI's taxonomy places the organism in Eukaryota, Metazoa, Chordata, Mammalia, Artiodactyla, Camelidae. Gene Ontology annotation, cellular component: membrane. The record is from RefSeq and is a predicted model, not a curated record. Gene Ontology annotation, biological process: G protein-coupled receptor signaling pathway. The transcript is spliced from 11 exons. Bases 635 to 4306 code for a protein of 1223 amino acids. Gene Ontology annotation, molecular function: G protein-coupled receptor activity.